Bufo bufo (common toad) is the source of this 2274-nucleotide messenger RNA. RefSeq names its product BMP/retinoic acid inducible neural specific 1 (gene BRINP1). Bases 1 to 2274 code for a protein of 757 amino acids. The transcript has 7 exons. Gene Ontology annotation, biological process: negative regulation of mitotic cell cycle; positive regulation of neuron differentiation. The record is from RefSeq and is a predicted model, not a curated record. Lineage: Eukaryota; Metazoa; Chordata; Amphibia; Anura; Bufonidae.
AUGAGCUGGCGUCUAGUCAAGUUGCUCUCUUUCCUGUUUGUUUGGGAGCAGAUCGCUGUACAGGAAUCAUUCCAAUCCCAGGAACAUGUCUCCAAAGAGUUUGACUGGCUCAUCUCUGAUCGAGGUCCAUUUCACCAUUCUAAGAGUUACCUGUCCUUUGUGGAGAGGCAUCGGCAGGGCUACUCAACUAGAUACAAGAUUUACAGAGAGUUUGCCCGCUGGAAGGUGAGGAACGUGGCAGUGGACCGUAAGGAACCUCUUAAAAGUAUUCUGCCCUUGAUGCCUGAAUUCCAGCGAAGUUUGAGACUUCUUGGACGGAGGCCAAGUUCUCAACAAAUUAUAGAGACCAUCAUCAAGAAAUACGGGACUCAUCUUGUAGUCUCUGCCACUCUUGGAGGUGAGGAGGCAUUGACAAUGUAUAUGGACAAGAGUCGCUUGGAUCGUCAUGCAGGGAACGGAAACCAGAGUGUAGAGUCUCUGCAUCAUUUGGCAUCAUCUUAUUUUGUAGACAGGGAUGGAACUAUGAGAAAACUUCAUGAGAUUCAAAUAUCAACAGGAGCCAUUAAGGUCACUGAAACUCGUACUGGACCAUUGGGGUGUAGCAGCUAUGACAAUCUCGAUUCAGUCAGUUCGGUGCUAUUACAGAGCACAGAAAGCAAACUCCAUCUUCAGGGUCUACAGAUCAUUAUGCCUCAGUACUUACAGGAGAAGUUUGUUCAGGCUGCAUUGAGUUAUAUCAUGUGUAAUGGGGAAGGCGACUAUGUGUGCAGGAACAGUCAGUGCUCCUGUUUGUGCUCUGAAUCCUUCCCCCAGUGUAACUGUCCCUUCACUGACAUCCAGAUCAUGGAGAACACGCUGAGCAACCAGGGCAAAGCCUGGGCACAGGCAUACAAAGAUUUUGAAAGCUCAGAUGAGUUUAAGUCCUUCAUGAGACGCUUACCCAACAGUCACUUUUUAAGCAUUGGAGCCAUUCACCAGCACUGGGGAAAUGAUUGGGAAUUGCAAAACCAUUAUAAACUGUUGCAAAGUUCACUGGAAAUACAACGUCAAAAGAUGCAGCAUACAGCACGAAAGUUAUUUGGCCUUAGCUUACGCUGUCGACACAAUCCAAAUCACCAGCUACCCAGAGAAAGAUCAAUUCAACAGUGGCUGGCCCGGGUGCAGUCUCUCCUUUACUGCAAUGAAAACGGCUUCUGGGGCACAUUUUUGGAAAGUCAGCGUAGUUGUGUUUGCCAUGGAGGCAGCAUGCUUUGCCAGCGACCCAUUCCUUGCAUUAUAGGAGGAAACCAAAGCUGUGCAAUGUGCAGUAUGGCUAACAUCUCACUAUGUGGCUCCUGUAAUAAGGGUUACAAAUUAUACCGUGGUCGGUGCGAGGCACAGAAUGUAGAUUCAGAGCGUAGUGAGCAGUUCAUAAGUCUGGAAACAGAGCUGGAUUUCCAAGACCAGGAGCUGCGUUACUUAUUGCAGAAGAUGGACUCCCGCCUUCAUGUGCAUACAACUUUCAUUAGCAAUGAGAUUCGAUUAGACACCUAUUUUGACCCACGCUGGAGAAAAAGAAUGUCACUUACCCUAAAAAGCAACAAAAACCGAGUUGAGUUCCUCCAUAUGGUCAUUGGAAUGUCUAUGCGUAUCUGUCAGGCCAGGAAUACCACUCUGGAUCCAAGCUUCUUUGUAUAUGUCAACCCAUUUAGUGGCAGCCAUUCUGAAGGUUGGAGUAUGCCAUUUGGAGAACAUGGUUACCCAAGAUGGGAGAAGACACGUCUUCAAAACAGUCAGUGUUUUAAUUGGACUCUACUCCUGGGAAACCGCUGGAAGACCUUUUUUGAAACUGUACACAUUUACCUUCGCAGUCGUACACGUCUACCUUCACUCCUUCGCAAUGACACAGGACAAGGCCCAGUGGACUUGUCGGAUCCUACAAAAAGGCAGUUUUAUGUGAAAAUAUCUGAAGUCCAGUUAUAUGGUUACAGCUUAAGAUUUAACCCAGAUCUUUUACGUAGUGCAGUUCAGCAAGUUAAUCAGUCUUACUCCCAAGGUGGGCAAUUUUAUUCUUCAUCCUCGGUUAUGUUGCUUAUGUUGGACAUCCGGGAAAGGAUCAACCGCUUAGCUCCCCCAGCUGGACCAGGAAAACCCCAACUGGACCUCUUUUCCUGUAUGCUGAAGCAUCGCUUGAAGUUGACCAAUAGUGAAAUCAUACGGGUCAAUCAUGCACUGGACUUGUACACCACUGAGAUUCUGAAGCAACCUGAUCAUAUGACAGUCAAAUUAUGUUAA